This is a messenger RNA of Phytophthora sojae, 438 nucleotides long. RefSeq lists its product as hypothetical. The record is from RefSeq and is a predicted model, not a curated record. The transcript has a single exon. NCBI's taxonomy places the organism in Eukaryota, Oomycota, Peronosporomycetes, Peronosporales, Peronosporaceae. The coding region runs from base 1 to 438 and encodes 145 amino acids.
AUGCUAAGACUGGCGGCGGCCUGGAGCGCUUCGUCCUGCACCAUGUGGAAGGACAAGCUCCUGACGCACGUCAACUCGUUGGACCAUGAGUACCAGACGAAGCUGCUUGAGAAGAGGCAGCCUGAAGCGAAGGUGCUCAUGGCCGACUUCCUGCGGAGUAAUCCGGAGAAGCCAGCAGCGCCGACCACCGAAACCUCCGAGCAAAAGGCGCUUGAGAUGAGGUGGGACGUGGCGCACUGGAAGAGAGGAAGGGGCGACCUGCGGAACCUGCUCAAUCAGGCUCUGCCCAAUUGCUUUCUGUCGACACUGCCGGACGUGGUGUCCUCCAUGGGCCCAUGUGAGGUGAUCCGGCUCCUCGAAAAAGAUUUUGGCCAAGGUGACGCGGCCGGUCUGAUGGAGUUGACACGGUCUCUGAAUAAGUUGACACGCAGCCCCUAG